This is a messenger RNA of Cyprinus carpio (common carp), 1834 nucleotides long. RefSeq names its product E3 ubiquitin/ISG15 ligase TRIM25-like. Gene Ontology annotation, molecular function: protein binding; zinc ion binding. Lineage: Eukaryota; Metazoa; Chordata; Actinopteri; Cypriniformes; Cyprinidae. The record is from RefSeq and is a predicted model, not a curated record. The coding region runs from base 160 to 1809 and encodes 549 amino acids. The transcript is spliced from 7 exons.
CAAGAGAAACGAAACCUAUUUCCCUGCUACACGAGCCUCUGCUUGAGGAACCACACUCUUCUAGUUGAGCUAAAGCUGUAAGGAGGGAAUAUAUUUGAACUGAUAUUCUAUAAAAACAGAGCAGUUUCUAUUAGAGCUCUAUAAACUAUCUGUAAAGAAAUGGCUGAGUCUGCAGCGAGUCAGUAUGAGGAUCAGUUCAUCUGUUCAGUCUGUUUGGAUCGGCUGAAGGAGCCGGUGAUGAUUCCCUGUGGACACAGUUACUGUAUGAGCUGCAUUACUGACUGCUGGGGCCAGAAGGAGCAGGAGCCGCCGUACUGCUGUCCCCAAUGCAGAGAGAGCUUCAGUCAGAGACCUCUACUGAAGAAGAACACUCUGAUAGCGGAGAUGAUGGAGACGCUGCAGAAGACGUCUCUACAAACGGCUGCUGUGGAGUGUGAUGUCUGCACUACAGAGAAGAGCAGAGCUGUAAAGUCCUGUCUGCAGUGCUUGGCCUCCUUCUGUCAAACUAAUUUCCACCCUCACUAUCAAUCUCCUGCGUUUAUGAAGCACAAACUAGUCCAAGCCUCCAGAAACAUUCAGGAGAACAUCUGCCUCAGUCAUGGGAAACCUCUGGAUAUUUACUGUCAGGACGAUGAUCGAUGCAUUUGUUGUUUGUGUGUGACUGACAAUCAUAAAAACCACAAUGUUGUAUCUAUGGAUUCAGAAUGGACUAAUAAAAAGGACAAGUUAAAGGAGAUAAAGGUGGCGUGUCAAAAGCUGAUUGAGGAGCGAGAGAGAGGUCAGCAAGAUCUCAGUGAAGCUGUGAAGUCUUUUAAAAGUUCAGCACAAGAGGCCGUGGAGAACAUUGAGAAGGUCUUCACUGAGCUCAUCUGCUCUCUGGAGAAGAAACGCUCUGAGAUUAAAGAGCAGAUCAGAGAUCAGGAGAAGACUGAGAUAGAUCGAGCAGAGAAACUUCACAAACAUCUGGAUCAAGAGCUGACAGAACUCAGAAAAACACAAGCAGAGAUUGAGAAACUUCUGAUUACUGAUCAGAUCCAAUGUCUGAAGAGCUGUCAGUCUGUGUGUGUUUUACCCUCAUAUGAAGACGUUCCCAGCUUCACUCAACACACUCAUCUGUCUUUUAAAGACAUUUCAAUCUCAGCAUUCAGAGAGGUUUUGGAGGAUGUCUGUCAACAGCAAACAGCCAGAAUAUCUCGAGACGUGUCAAACGUCCAUGUUUCAGAGUCUCCAGAACCUAAAACUCCAAAUGAAUAUUUGCAGUGUUUCCGUCAACUGAAACUGGAUCCAAACACUGUACACGAAGAUAUCAUCUUGUCAAAAGACAACAGAAAAGCAUCAUUUUCGGAUGAAGUCCAGCAAUAUCCUGAUCACCCAGAGAGAUUUGAUGAAUAUUGUAAUGUCUUGUGUAGAGAGGGUUUGUGCGGGCGCUGUUACUGGGAGGUUGAAUGCCGAGGGAAAUAUUGGGCUGUAGCAGUUUGUUACAAAGGAAUUGGUCGUAAAGGAAACAGGGAAGACUGUAAACUUGGCUUCAACAAAAAAUCAUGGAGAUUGUCCCUCUAUCAGCAGAAUGUCAGUUUCAUACAUAAUAAUGAGCAUGUCUCAAUCCCUGCUGUCCGCUCCUCUAGAAUAGGAGUGUAUCUGGAUCACAGAGCAGGAACUCUGUGCUUCUACAGCGUCUCUGACACAAUGACUCUACUACACAGAGUCCAGACCACAUUCACUGAACCCCUCUACCCUGCAUUUGGGGUUUUACAUGGUUCAUCUGUCAGGAUUAUAAACCAGAGAAGAGUUCAGACAGACCAGAAAUAAAUAUACAUUUUAGCCCCAAAUUAUU